AUGUGGUGCCUGGCCAGCGGCAAGGAGCUGCGCGCGGCUCCCGGCUUCCUGCCAUUGUCCCCGUCGGGGGCCGAGCCCCACGCAGCUGCACACUCGGCACGGCAAAACCAAAAUUGCCGCUUUGUCCCAAAGGACCAGCCCCGAAACGCAAACGUGCUGCCCCGUCCAGGAGGGGCGGCCACCGGCACAGACACCACCUUCACCUGGGAUGCCCUGGCACAACGGCCAGGGCUCAGAUUUAACCCGAAAUCUGCUGGCAGCCACCAGCUGCCCUGGAAACACGGCAAUCAUUGCAAGGUGCUGCAUUCGCACAGGGGCUGGCACGACAGCUCCUCGACGGGACACCGGCCCAGCUCUCCAGCCCCCACAGUUAUUUAUGAACUGCGAGGGCUUGCAGCCGCAGCACCGCCCUCCAGCCCUCCUGCCAACAAGCUUUGCCAAUGGGCACAACAUCGAAGGCCGUGCGGAGUGCCGCGGGCGCAGCGGCAGCCCCCUGGCGCCCCCCUGCACCCCAGACACGUCCACACCAGCCUUCCUCCACCCUCCUCCGCCAGCUGCAAGGUUUGCCCCUGCUACCACGCCAAGGACAGAGCCAUCUUCACCUCCCAAGGCCUGGCCUGCUAG
Messenger RNA from Charadrius vociferus (killdeer), 624 nucleotides. RefSeq lists its product as uncharacterized. Lineage: Eukaryota; Metazoa; Chordata; Aves; Charadriiformes; Charadriidae. The transcript is spliced from 3 exons. The record is from RefSeq and is a predicted model, not a curated record. The coding region runs from base 1 to 624 and encodes 207 amino acids.